AUGGGAAAUACUUUGCCUCAAAUAACUUCUUAUCGAUCAUUAAAAAUACCAAAAAUAAAAUCACCAUGUUCAACAAUAAAAAAAUCACGUAGUUUACGAGAAUAUACACGUAAUACAUCAUUAGUUACCAAUUGUGUUAAUAGUAAUAAUAAUAAUCGAAGAAAUAUUUCAUUUUCAAGACCACGAUCAUUGCCUCCAACUGAUGCUGAAAUAAUCGAUAUUCAUGCAUUACGUUGUGAAAUGUCAACAUCAAAUAUAGAUGAAGGUGAAAAGCAAUUAAUAAAACAACUUAAUUAUAUUCAUUCAUGUGUACGAAAAGAUAAAGGUUUAUUUGGUAAAAUAACAGAAAAUCUACAAAAUAAACAUAUUUUUUCAAAUGAUGAACCAGAAAAUACCCAUAUAUUAGAACAAACACCAGAUGAAUAUAAUAUGGAUUAUCAGUCGAUUUAUUUGCAAACACUUGAUGGAGAAUUUAUUCAUGCUUAUUGGAUUUAUCAAGUGGGAGAUAUAAACUCAACAACGACAAUUUUAUAUUUACAUGGUGCAGGUGGAAAUAUUUCACAUAGAUUAGAAGUUUUACAACUUUUUCAUGAAAAUAUUCAUUGCAAUAUUUUAAUUAUUGAUUAUCGAGGUUUUGGUAAAAGUUCUGGCGUACCAUCAGAACUUGGCCUUUAUAUUGAUGCUCAAGCAGCUUAUGAUUAUUUAAUCUAUAAACAAAAAAUUUUGCCUGAGAAUAUAAUUGUUCUUGGUACAAGUCUUGGUGCAUCUGUUGCUAUUCAACUUGUUAGUGAUCCAUUAAAUCGUGUUAAAGUUGCUAUAUUUGAAAAUGCUUUUAUUUCUGUACCUGAAAUAGCUAAAUAUUUCUUAACAUAUGCUAAAAGUGUUAUUGGUAUAACAAAAUCUAUUGGCUUUAUUUAUUUAUUUGAUUCAUUACCAAAAGUACGUCGUAUAGAAUGUCCAUGUAUUUAUUUAACAGGUUUACUUGAUCCUCUUAUUCCAACAUGGAUGUCAAAUACAUUAUAUAAUGAAACACUUUCUUCAACUAAACGUCAAUUAUAUGAAUAUCCAUUUGGUAAACAUAAUGAUUUACCAGUAAUGAAAGAUUAUUUUGAAAAUAUACAAUCAUUCAUUAAUGAAUUAUCAUUAAUUAAAUCUGCUGAAACAGAUCAAUUGGUGCUAAGACAAUAA
Molecule: messenger RNA, 1188 nt
Organism: Adineta steineri
Lineage: Eukaryota; Metazoa; Rotifera; Eurotatoria; Adinetida; Adinetidae
Source: the annotation of a GenBank genome assembly